UGGGCUUUGGACAGACAGACUGACUCCUGGGGCCUGCCAACCAUCAAAAUGUCCAAAGGGCCUCUAAUUCUCUGGCUGCUGAUUGAGCUUGGGCGGCUUUCUCUGACUUCAGCUGCACCAGAGACUGUGAGAGCAUAUUUGGGUCAGACGGUGACUCUGCCCUGUAUGUACCCGUCUUGGUCUACGAGCAGAAACAGCAUGUGCUGGGGCAAGGGUGAGUGUCCCAAAUCCAAAUGCAACGAGGAGCUUCUCCAGACCGAUGGGGUAAGGGUGCUGUCCAGGAAGUCACCAAAAUACGAACUUCAGGGCAGUAUCUGGAGAGGCGAUGUCUCCUUGACCAUCUCCAACACCAAUGAAGAUGACAGCAGUGUGUACUGUUGCCGCAUAGAGGUCCCUGGCUGGUUCAACGAUGUGAAGAAGCACAUUCGCCUGCAGCUGAGGAGAGCCCCAGCAACCAGGCGCACAAGAACACGUCUCCCAACCACCACCACCGCUCUGACAACAACCACAACUGUGCUUCCAACAACAGCUGUGCUUCCAACAACAGCUAUGCUUCCAACAACAGCCAUGACUAUACCUGAGCUCACAGCCAGAACACCGCUUCAGACAAGAACCACCACUGCCCUCACGACAGUGGCAACUACGUGCCCUCCAACAAUAUCAACCUUUCUUUCUGAAGCCACCACAGUUCUUCCAACCCCUGAGCUUUCCACGGAAGGGCCCAUCCUCACUGCAGAGUCAGAAACUUUCUUUCUCUCCAGAGACCCUGAGAGAAGCACUGAGGUGACUUCUGGAAACAUUGCCUUACUUACAUCCAAAGAGUCCGAAGGUUGGGUUCUCCAGUCAACAGCCCAGGUGUCAACAUUAACAUGGGAAAUGAGUGAUUCAAUGACUUUUCCUCAGACAAGAGCAACGGAGACAGAAAUGCCUGUGCAAAAUGGAGUUGAAUCAGAACAGGUGAAAAUGGCCAUCAACUCUGACCUGCUAAUGAUCGUCGCUCCCUCCCUGGGAUUCGUGCUGUUGGCGUUGCUUGUGGCGUUUUUCCUUCGAGGGAAAGUCAUGAAAACCGGUUGGUUCCUGAAACACACAAGGCUAGACAAUGUUGGAGAAAGUAAAAACAACUUUGAUGAUAUGCAGCAUGGAAGAGAAGACGAAGACGGUCUUUUCACGCUCUAAUGUGCCACUUUCUCCCAGGAUUGAGGACAGGGGCAUGAUGCAGGAAUUCUCAAAAUAAGUCUUAGAAUGUGUUGUUUUGUUUUGUCUUGUUUUGUUUUGUUUUUAAAGCCCCCCAUCUAUUCCAUUGGUGUCACGAUCCAAUCUUGCUUUAAUUUCACAAGUGAAAGUACUUUAGAGACCUUUAGCACCUUCUCUGCCAGGUGCUUUAAUCUCCCGGGUAGCAUCACUCUAAGUGAUCUUCCAGACUGCGCUUGAAUAAUUUCAGUGAUGGUGAGCUCACUACCACAUCUAAAGGAGAUCAUUCCAUCUCAGGGCAUCUCUGAGACUUAGAAAUAUUUAAAACAAAGUCUGUCUCCAGAUAGCAUCUGCCUGUGGGUUGUAGUUGAACUCAUUGUGUUUACACAGAACGUGUGUAAUCUCUCUUCUGACAGCGCUCCAGAUACUGGAAGAAAGGCCUCAUGUCUCUCCAAACUGCCUUGCUUCUGGGACACCAUUUCUGGUCCCUUCUCAACCCUAGUUGCCUUUGCCUCCUAUGCAUUUGUAUCUCUCUCUUUAUGCCCAACUUUUGGAGUGCACUGCUCCCCCUCCAGGGAUGGUAGGAGCAACCCUGGGUCUGGGUCUCAUCAAUACUGCCAGAAGCGAUGGAGAACAGCACCAUAAUUUUGGCUCACAUUUUCUUUUUUGAAAAAAAGAUUCUCCCUUAACCAGGGCUCUGUGGGGGCGAGCGUGGUGGCCGAUAGUCAGGAGUUUCCUGCAGCAGGAGGCAAAGGUCCAGGUGGAGGUGGGUGUCAGAGACCUCUCCUUUAAGCGGGCAUUUACCUCGACUCCCUGUCUUCAGUCCUCCCCAUCUCCGAUUUGUUCUCCAUGCUGUGGCAGAGAUCUCCUUUUCUAUUU
Molecule: messenger RNA, 2070 nt
Organism: Ailuropoda melanoleuca (giant panda)
Lineage: Eukaryota; Metazoa; Chordata; Mammalia; Carnivora; Ursidae
Gene: TIMD4
Product: T cell immunoglobulin and mucin domain containing 4
Exons: 9
Coding region: 49-1176 (375 amino acids)
Biological process (GO): cytoskeletal rearrangement involved in phagocytosis, engulfment; apoptotic cell clearance
Molecular function (GO): phosphatidylserine binding
Source: RefSeq, a predicted model, not a curated record